AUGCAUAUUCUUGGACGCAUAUACAAGGAGAGGAUGGCAGAAAUGGAGGGAUAUGUAGUCCGGUUGUUACAUGCAUACAUAACGAGUGGUUGUGUUAUGAAGGAGUCGGGGAUAUGGAAUGAAAGGAGCAGAGGGAGCUGGCCAAAGAGUGCAUUAGAAAAGAAAAGUGUAUUUGCAGUGUUUACAGUGUUUAAAAGUGUAGUUGGAGUGUCAAAAGUGAGAAAAGCAAAAAAAACAAUUAUAUACAUAAAAACAGGAUUAAUCUGGUUAGAUGAAGAAAACUAA
Messenger RNA from Pneumocystis jirovecii RU7, 285 nucleotides. RefSeq lists its product as uncharacterized. The coding region runs from base 1 to 285 and encodes 94 amino acids. The transcript is spliced from 4 exons. Lineage: Eukaryota; Fungi; Ascomycota; Pneumocystomycetes; Pneumocystales; Pneumocystaceae. The record is from RefSeq and is a predicted model, not a curated record.